Molecule: messenger RNA, 665 nt
Organism: Arachis duranensis
Lineage: Eukaryota; Viridiplantae; Streptophyta; Magnoliopsida; Fabales; Fabaceae
Product: organ-specific protein S2-like
Exons: 2
Coding region: 30-446 (138 amino acids)
Source: RefSeq, a predicted model, not a curated record
AAUAGAAAUAGUGAGACUUGAAAAUAAUAAUGAUGACGAAGCCAACUACUCUUGCUUUCCUCUCCCUUCUCUUCUUCGUUUUGUUUGUUGCUGCUGUGGAAUCAAGAAAAGAGCCAGGAAUGGUAGAAGGAUUUCAAAGCCUUCUCCAAGUGAAGGUUGAGAAUAAGCCAAAUAGUCAAGAGAUAUUACUUGAUGAAGGUCCUAAUAAUAAGCAGAAAUGUGAAGAGAAGAAAGUGAUGAUUAUGGAAAAAGAGAUGAUUCUAGAAGAUUUUGAACCAAGUUCAAGUAUUACAACCAACAACAAUGACAAUAUUCAUUUCAAGUUGAAGAACAUUGAAUUUGAGCCAAGACCAAGUGCCACUGCUUACAACAAUGAUAAUAUUCAUGCAACGCUGAAGAACAGUGAAUUUGAGCCAAAGACCAAGUAUAACUGCUUACAACAAUGAUAACAUUCAUGCCAUGCUGAAGAAUAGUGAAUUUGAGCCAAGACCAAGUGCUACUGCUUACAACAAUGAUAAUAUUCGUGCCAUACUGAAGAACAGUGAAUUUGAACCAAGACCAAGUGCUACUGCUUACAACAAUGAUAAUAUUCAUACCAUGCUGAAAAACAAAAAACCAAGACCAAGUGCUACCGCAUACAAUAACGAAUUUGAACCCAUUCAAAG